UUUGAAGAUGUGGCUAUGGAUUUCAGCUGGGAGGAGUGGCAGGACCUGGACAUUGCUCAGAGGACCCUGUAUAGAGAUGUAAUGCUGGAGACCUACAGCAACUUGUUGUCCUUGGGGCACUGUGUUUCUAAACCCAAGUUGAUUAUCAAGCUGGAGGAAAGUGCAGAAACAUGGAUGGGAGAAGCCUCAGGCAAGAAUUUCCAAGGUGAGAGACCUUAUAUAUGUAACAAAUGUGGAAAAUCUUUCAGGUUGAGGACAAUUUUAAAUGCACAUAAUAGAAUUCACACAGGUGGGAAACCAUACAAAUGUAACCAAUGUGGGAAGUCCUUCACCUGGAAAACUCAACUCAGUAUUCAUCAGGUAACUCAUACAGGAGAGAAACCUUAUAAAUGUAACACAUGUGAAACGUGUUUCAUGUGGAAAGUGCCACUACUAAUGCAUCAGAGAACUCAUACAGGAGAGAAACCUUAUAAACAUAACACAUGUGGAAAGUCAUUUCCCCAGAAAUCACACAUCAGUGUUCAUGAGAGAACAAAUUCAGGAGAGAAACCUUAUAAAUGUGAGACAUGUGGAAGGACUUUUGCCCGGAAGUCAUACCUAAGUGAUCAUGAGAGAACACAUACAGGAGUGAAACCUUAUAAAUGUAACACAUGUGGAAAGUAUUUCGCCUCAAAAUCAAUGCUUAGUGUUCAUGAGAGAACACAUACAGGAGAGAAAUCGUAUAAAUGUAACACAUGUGGAAAGUCUUUUGCCAGGAAAACACACCUUCGUGUUCAUGAGAGAACUCAUACAGGAGAGAAACCUUAUAAAUGUAACACAUGUGGAAAGUAUUUUGCCUCAAAAACAAUGCUUAGUGUUCAUGAGAGAACACAUACAGGAGACAAACCUUAUAAAUGUAACACAUGUGGAAAGUCUUUUACCCAAAAAUCAAGCGUUACUGUUCAUGAGAGAACACAUACAGGAGAAAAACCUUAUAAAUGUAACACAUGUGGAAAGUCUUUUACCCAGAAAUCACACCUAAAUCUUCAUGAGACAACACAUACAGGAGUGAAACCUUAUAAAUGUAACACAUGUGGAAAGUAUUUUGCCUCAAAAUCAACGCUUAGUGUUCAUGAGACAACACAUACAGGAGAGAAAUCUUAUAAAUGUAACACAUGUGGAAAGUCUUUUGCCAGGAAAACACAACUUUGUGUUCAUGAGAGAACUCAUACAGGAGAGAAACCUUAUAAAUGUAACAAAUGUGGAAAGUAUUUUGCCUCAAAAACAAUGCUUAGUGUUCAUGAGAGAACCCAUACAGGAGAGAAACCUUAUAAAUGUAACACAUGUGGAAAGUCUUUUACCCAGAAAUCACACCUAAGUCUUCAUGAGACAACACAUACAGGAGUGAAACCUUAUAAAUGUAACACAUGUGGAAAGUAUUUUACCAAGAAAUCAAAAGUUACUGUUCAUGAGAGAACACAUACAGGAGACAAACCUUAUAAGUGUAACACAUGUGGAAAGUCUUUUACCCAGAAAUCAAGCAUUACUGUUCAUGAGAGAACACAUACAGGAGAAAAACCUUAUAAAUGUAACACAUGUGGAAAGUCUUUUACCCAGAAAUCACACCUAAAUCUUCAUGAGACAACACAUACAGGAGUGAAACCUUAUAAAUGUAACACAUGUGGAAAGUAUUUUGCCUCAAAAUCAACGCUUAGUGUUCAUGAGACAACACAUACAGGAGAGAAAUCUUAUAAAUGUAACACAUGUGGAAAGUCUUUUGCCAGGAAAACACACCUUCGUGUUCAUGAGAGAACUCAUACAGGAGAGAAACCUAAUAAAUGUAACACUUGUGGAAAGUAUUUUGCCUCAAAAACAAUGCUUAGUGUUCAUGAGAGAACACAUACAGGAGAAAAACCUUAUAAAUGUAACACAUGUGGAAAGUCUUUUACCCAGAAAUCACACCUAAGUCUUCAUGAGACAACACAUACAGGAGUGAAACCUUAUAAAUGUAACACAUGUGGAAAGUAUUUUACCAAGAAAUCAAAAGUUACUGUUCAUGAGAGAACACAUACAGGAGACAAACCUUAUAAAUGUAACACAUGUGGAAAGUCUUUUACCCAGAAAUCAAGCGUUACUGUUCAUGAGAGAACACAUACAGGAGAAAAACCUUAUAAAUGUAACACAUGUGGAAAGUCUUUUACCCAGAAAUCACACCUAAGUCUUCAUGAGACAACACAUACAGGAGUGAAACCUUAUAAAUGUAACACAUGUGGAAAGUAUUUUGCCUCAAAAUCAACGCUUAGCGUUCAUGAGACAACACAUACAGGAGAGAAAUCUUAUAAAUGUAACACAUGUGGAAAGUCUUUUGCCAGGAAAACACACCUUCUUGUUCAUGAGAGAACUCAUACAGGAGUGAAACCUUAUAAAUGUAACACAUGUGGAAAGUAUUUUGCCUCAGAAUCAACGCUUAGUGUUCCUGAGACAACACAUACAGGAGAGAAAUCUUAUAAAUGUAACACAUGUGGAAAAUCUUUUACCCAGAAAUCAAGCAUUACUGUUCACGAGAGAACCCAUACAUGAGAGAAACCUUACAAAUGUUACACAAUUGGAAUGUAUUUCACCCAGUAG
Molecule: messenger RNA, 2607 nt
Organism: Perognathus longimembris pacificus (Pacific pocket mouse)
Lineage: Eukaryota; Metazoa; Chordata; Mammalia; Rodentia; Heteromyidae
Product: zinc finger protein ZFP2-like
Exons: 3
Biological process (GO): negative regulation of transcription by RNA polymerase II
Molecular function (GO): DNA-binding transcription repressor activity, RNA polymerase II-specific
Source: RefSeq, a predicted model, not a curated record